AUGGCGAGCACACUAGGGACCUUUCUCUAUGUCGCGCUCCUCCUCGUCAACGCCAUUGCCAUUCUCAAUGAGGAGCGCUUCCUUGCGAGAGUGGGUUGGUCCACGUCGCAGCUCAGCCAGAGGGGAUUUAACGGAUUUUCUGCGCCGGGUGGCGAACCAGGGAUCAAAGAGAGGCUUAUAAACCUCAUUGGUGCCGUGCGCAUGCUCUUGAGGAUCCCACUCAUCGUUUUCAACAUCGUUAUCAUCAUCUACGAGCUCAUUUAG
Molecule: messenger RNA, 264 nt
Organism: Acaromyces ingoldii
Lineage: Eukaryota; Fungi; Basidiomycota; Exobasidiomycetes; Exobasidiales; Cryptobasidiaceae
Product: Yos1-like protein
Exons: 3
Coding region: 1-264 (87 amino acids)
Biological process (GO): endoplasmic reticulum to Golgi vesicle-mediated transport
Cellular component (GO): Golgi membrane; endoplasmic reticulum membrane; COPII-coated ER to Golgi transport vesicle
Source: RefSeq, a predicted model, not a curated record